AUGGACCUCGCGCGGCCGUCGUCGCCGGAGCGCGCGCCCCUCCGCAGCGGAGGAGUCGGAGCCGAGCCCACGACGUCGCCCGGGACCGUAGAGCCCGCCAUCCCGGAGAGUGCGCCCGCCCGCCACGUUCAAUUCCCGCCCCCCUCCAGCUCGAGCUCUAGCUCCGACGAUGAGGAGCUGUCGAUCGCGGAAGCCCGUCCUCCCGACGGCGGCUGGGGCUGGGUCGUCGUGUUCGCCUCCUUCAUGGUCAACCUCAUCGCCGAUGGUAUUACGUUCAGUUUUGGUGUGUUCUUUCCGCACUUCCUGGAGUACUUCGGCGAGGGUAAAGGAAAGACCGCUUGGAUCGCCGGCAUCUUUAUGGCGAUGCCGCUGCUGUCCGGACCCAUUGCUAGUUUCUUGACGGACAGAUAUGGCUGUCGACGGAUGACAAUUUUUGGCUCGAUAUUGGCGUUUCUGGGAUUCGUCAUUUCGGCAUUCGUCGAUAAUAUGGAGACGUUGUUCCUGACCUUUGGUAUUAUGGCCGGAUUUGGAUUGAGUUUGUGUUACGUAGCCGCUGUGGUCAUAGUGGCCUACUACUUUGAGAAGAAACGUUCUCUGGCGACCGGUAUAUCGGUUUGCGGGAGCGGUAUCGGAACUUUUAUAUUCGCACCCUUAACAUAUAUUUUACUAGACGAGUAUGGGUGGCGGGGAACGACUUUGAUACUCGCUGGAUUUUUCCUGAAUAUGGCUGUUUGUGGCUUGUUAUUCCGAGAUUUGCCAUGGACUACUACUAUGAACGCUGAGAAAGCGAGGGAACGAAAAAGGCGGCGAGAAAGAAAGAGAAAUAAACGUUUCGGAUCCUCAGUGGACAGUUUUUCUGAUAGUAAAAGUAGUGCCGCCGGGUCCACUAAAGUGACAGACACCGUAAUAGAAGAGGCAUCGACGUCGAUCGUGCCUCAAUUUAGUUCUUUGGUCGAUUUGCCGACAUUUAUGACUGGAGGGGAAGGCGUUUCCUUAGAAGUAUUCGAAUUAAUGUCUAACAGAGGGCGAGCGUAUGCGUUACUAGCGCAAAACUAUCCCGGGGUGAUGUUGCCUUCCAGAAGUUUCAGCGAUAGUGGUCGGUUACACGAACAAUCUCCGCCAAAGGCUAUCCUGUCCCCUGGUACAGUUUCUCCCGGGACACUGUCACCAACCUCGGUUCCCAGUGCUCGAGAACAGAGCAACACGAGUACGAAUGUUCACGAGAAAGCGGCUCUAUCGCUGUGGUUGAGGAGACAGGCGGGUUCCACAAAAAAACCCCCCGCCUUCCUGAAGGACCUGCGAGUCCACAGACACUCGCUUACAUACAGAGGUGCUAUGCUUAAUAUAAAUCGAUAUAGACUCCGAGCGUCUUCCUGUCCUAACAUAUUUAGGAAUUCCAUGACGACGAUUGCCAAAGAGAAGGUUCAGUGGUACGCUGGUUUAUGGGACUUCUGGGACCUGGCCGUGGACGUGCUGGAUUUCUCUCACUUCCUGAACCCCAAGUUCCUCGUCUUCGCCAUAUCAAACUUCCUCCUCUAUAUGUGGUAUGACGUGCCGUAUGUUUACAUCGCUGACAACGCUCUGAACAUGGGCUUCAACGAGUCUCAGGCAUCUAUGCUGAUAUCUAUUAUAGGAAUAUUGAACAUGUUUGGUGAGAUCCUACUGGGCUGGGUUGGUGAUUGGAGUUGUGUGUCACCUAUCGUGGUGUACGCAGGGUGUAUGUUGUUAUGUGGGCCAGUAACCUUGGUUAUGCCGCUGCUUGGGUCAUACCCGAAGGUCGCAGCGGCUGCUGGGGCUUUUGGAGCCUUCAUCGCGGCCAACUACUCCCUCACCAGCAUCAUCCUCGUGGAACAAAUUACUUUGGAGAAGUUCACGAACGCGUAUGGAUUGCUCCUGCUUAUACAGGGUGUUGCGAACCUGGUGGGACCGCCGCUUGCAGGGUGGGUGUAUGACAUCACAGAUUCCUACGACCUAUCUUUCUAUCUGGCUGGAGUGUUCAUAGCUAUCUCCGGUGUGAUACUUCUCAUACUACCCAUAUACAACAUGGCCAAGAGAUACAAGCAGAGACGAUCUAGGAAGACCCAGAUAAAUGGACUGCAUCAUAACGGAAAACUUCUACCAUAG
Molecule: messenger RNA, 2124 nt
Organism: Danaus chrysippus (African queen)
Lineage: Eukaryota; Metazoa; Arthropoda; Insecta; Lepidoptera; Nymphalidae
Source: the annotation of a GenBank genome assembly